This is a messenger RNA of Harpegnathos saltator (Jerdon's jumping ant), 552 nucleotides long. RefSeq lists its product as uncharacterized. Lineage: Eukaryota; Metazoa; Arthropoda; Insecta; Hymenoptera; Formicidae. Bases 1 to 447 code for a protein of 148 amino acids. The transcript has 5 exons. The record is from RefSeq and is a predicted model, not a curated record.
AUGAGUCCUUCCAGUAUUCAGUUGCAUGAAAGUCCUUCCAUUACAGCAACAAGCUCUAUGCAGCAUACAGAUACAAUUAUGAAAUAUGAAGAACAUGAGAAAAAAUUUCAAAAACGGAAAUAUCAAAGUAAGGAGGCUAUGUUUCAAGUGUUAGCAGAGUCGUUCCAAAAGAAAGGUUAUAUAAAUGCUACCAAAAAUCAUAUGAAAAAUAAAUUUAAAUUAUUGAAGAAGAAAUGGGAUAUACAUAUUAAACGGACCACUGGAAAAAACAGCUCUGGAAAAGGCACAAAACCUCUUCCAUAUGAAGAAGAAAUGAUAAAAAUAUUUGGAAAAAGUCAUAGUGGAGUGCCACUUAUUGUGGCUAGCCGUAAUGGAAUUAUUUCUCAAAAAGAAAUUUUGCAAAACGUCUGUCAAAAUUUGUCUGAAAAUGAGAAUGAAGAGAAAUAAGAGCAGAUUUCUUCUGUACUACAUUCACCGAAUCUCGUAACUUUCCGACAUUAUCGACUAAUAGCAGCAGAUCAUCAAUGACGGGUAGCAGCUGCUCCUCUUUAA